Messenger RNA from Sardina pilchardus (European sardine), 6639 nucleotides. RefSeq names its product zinc finger CCCH-type containing 7Bb (gene zc3h7bb). The coding region runs from base 216 to 2930 and encodes 904 amino acids. The transcript has 22 exons. Gene Ontology annotation, biological process: miRNA processing. Lineage: Eukaryota; Metazoa; Chordata; Actinopteri; Clupeiformes; Clupeidae. Gene Ontology annotation, molecular function: metal ion binding; miRNA binding; protein binding. The record is from RefSeq and is a predicted model, not a curated record.
GCAACUUGGUGAAAACGACCAAGAGUGAAAUCUCUCACAUGUUCCGUCCAGAUUUAGGAGCUUGUAUGUGGGACAAGGCGACACUGUGAAAGUAUGAUUCUGGAGGAAUUUAAGCAAUAAACUACAUGUUCACCUAGUAGUUUCGCUGCAUAAAGGAUAUAUAUCGCUCUAAAGCAGCUUUUGGACAGAUUUAUCCGCGGUGGGUUGCUCACGAAAUGGACCCCGAGCGACAGAAGAGGAAAGAAGAAAUUCAAAAAGCGCUGGGUUUUAUUCAGUCAUCAUUGCCUUUUCCUGAACCAGAAGGCUAUGAGGCAUUUUUGACUCAGCUGGUGUGCAAUCUCCUGGAUGAGGGAAAUGCAACAUUUCGGGAUGGGGAGUGGAGGCAGGCUGCAGUGAACUACGGUGAGGGGAUCAAUGUGGCCCGUUAUGCCCAGUCUGAGGCGCUGGCCAUUCCCCCCGAACUGCUGGAGAGCCUCUACGUAAACCGGGCAGCCGCUCACUAUCACAUUGGAGAGUAUGAGCGUGGUGUGCAGGACUGCGAUAGCGCGCUGUGCGUGUUUGAGGGCAGUCGCCGGGCGCUCUACCGCAAGGCCCUGUGCCUCCGCGACAUGGGCCGCCUCCGUGAGGCGUACGAGUGUGGCACAGGAUGCCUCCUCACCGCCCCACAAGACAGACAAGUGAGUGAGCUGGCCCAGGAGUUAGCCAAUAAACUGGGCUUGAAGAUCCGCAAGGCUUACGUCAGCCCACAGGUGGACUCAAGUAUGGCUGGAUCUGAAAGCAAUGGUGAUGGGACUCCUUCCCCUGGGGAGACAUCCUCCAAUGGCCUUGAGUCUUUAAGUGAAAUUGGAUCAGACAUGUCCAGUGCUCAGUGCAUCCCUGCGCCGCUGGCCACGCCCAUCCCCGUGAGCGACGACGCCGCGCCGCGCUCCCUGUCGCCCGGCCUGCCCCCGGAGACGCCCGAGAGCCCCGGGCAGGGCCUGCCGGGCAGCGUGCAAUACUCGGUGCCCGUCUCGGAGCACAUGGGCGACUGCGCCGUCAUCGAGGACAUGGACCUGCUGGACUGCCUCCCCAAGGGAGCUGAGGUCAGCGUGAGCCCUGUCCAGGGAGCUAUCCCCACCAACCUCCCCAACACGGCGGUGGCCCUGCGGUCGGCGUACCCCUCCGGCCUGCCGGCGCCGUCGCCCCAGCUGCCCGCGGCGUACUUCAGCUCGGCGGUCAGCCCGCUCUCCCCCCUGGAGCCCUUCACCAUGCUGGCCCAGAGCGAGGCCUCCAGUCCGAGGCUGGACUCGCUGGGCUUCGGCAUCGGAGCCGGGGCCACCGACAUGGCGGGGAAGGGCGGCGUGGGGUCCCCCGAGUCCGGAGGACUGGACUCGCUGUCGGAGUACACCCUGCCUGGGGGCAGAAUCAAUCACAGUUUCAUCCCAGGACUGCGCAACCACAACGCCUUGCACACGAAUGGUCCCGCUGCCACCAACCUCUCCUUGUUGUCCAGGAAUCCCCUUGCUGCCACACAUGAGUUUAGACAGGCUUGCCAUGCCUGCUACAGCCGAAUAGGCCCCCGGGUCAUGGACUACAAGUACCAGCCAGAGGCGGCCCAUCGCUGCAAGAGAGACGUGCUGCUAUGUCGCCUCAAGAACUCCGAUGACCCCACAUGGAAGAGGGUGCGACCUCGGCCCGCCCGCAACAACUUCCUGGGCGCUUUUGUCCUCUGCAAAGAGGUGCAGGAGCGGCAGGAGUGCCAGUACGGGGAGAACUGCACCUUCGCCUACUGCCAGGAGGAGAUCGACGUGUGGACGCAGGAGCGCAAGGGCGCGCUGAGCCGCGAGCUGCUCUUCGACCCGCUAGGCACCAACGAGCGGCGGGCGCUGAGCGUCACGCGCCUCCUGCAGCUGCACAUGGGCAUGUUCAUGUUCCUCUGUGAGGAAUGUUUUGACAGUAAGCCUCGCAUCAUUAGCAAGCGGAGCAAAGAGAACUUGGCCGUCUGCUCCAACCUCACCGCCCGCCACCCCUUUGACGAUAACAAGUGCCUGGUGCAUGUGGUGCGUUCUGCCAACGUGCGCUACAGUAAGGUGCGCCCUCUGCACCCGCUCUGCCAGUUCGACGUGUGCCGGCACGAGGUGCGCUACGGCUGCCAGCGCGAGGACAGCUGCUCCUUCGCCCACUCCGUCAUCGAGCUCAAGUGCUGGGUCCUGCAGCAGGACACGGGCAUCACCCAUGAGGAGAUGGUGCAGGAGUCUAAGCGGCACUGGCAGAGGUUGGAGCAGAACGCACAGAGGCAGAAGCCUCAGCACAUCCCUCAGCAGCCCAGCAGCAGUGGUGGCGGAGGUCCCGGUGGGGUCGGGGGCAUGGGUGGCGGAGGAGGCGACGGUAUGCUGGGCAUGGGCGGCGGCGGAGGAGGUGGCGGCGGCGGAGGUGGCGGAAGCUGUGCCCGCGGCCGAGGCCUCAACCUGAAGAUGAAGUUUGUGUGCGGCCAGUGCUGGAGGGAGGGCCAGGUCAACGAGCCCGACAAGCAGCUCAAGUACUGCACAGCCAAGGCCAAGCACAGCUGGACUAAGGAACGUCGGGUGCUGUUGGUGAAGUCCUUUGAGAAGAAGAAGUGGGUGGUGGUGCGGCCGUUGCCUUUCUCGCGCACCUACCCUCAGCAGUAUGACAUGUGUGUCCACGUCAUGAAGCAGAAGAAGUGCCACUACAUUGGGAACUGCUCCUUCGCUCACAGCCUGGAGGAGAGGGACGUGUGGACGUACAUGAAGAAUAACAGCUUGCGGGACAUGCAGCAAAUGUAUGAGAUGUGGCUGGCGCUCACCAAACAGAACCGCGGUUCCGACGGAACGCUCAUAACCCCGCCCCCUGAAGAGAAACAGAUCACCAUGACAACAGAUUACGGAGAGUCGAUAGCAGGGCGUAGGUUGUCGGGCGGCGGUGACCUGUGACCCCGGCCAAUGCAAGGAGGAGACGCUGGCCACUGGGCAGUGAGAGGGGAUGAGGAUUCCUGCAGCAGCAGCAUGAGCCUGCCCCACCCCGACCCCCGUCCCGUCCCGAUCCAUCCCAGCAGCAGUUUGUAAGACCCCCCCCCUCUCACCCCACCCUACCCCACACCACCCUCUGGCACCACCACAAAUUUGGAAAACUUCAGGAACCCUCACAUAAGGCAGAGGCAACACAACCAUCAGUAGGACCAAAAUGUGCAAAAACACCGCAGCACACGUACACUGCAACACACACACACACACACACACACACAUAAAUGCACACACAUAUACUUACAAAUGCACACACACUCACAGUUCCUCUCAACAUCCUGCCCCUUCCUGCCCCUUCUUUUAGAUACACCUGCUUGGCAGCACUGCUCAGAGAUAAACGAUAAAAGCCUGGCAUAAAAGCCUGCGAUAUGUGGGGACAAUCUGAUUAUCAAAACCCUCUCUUUUUGUAAAGAGGAAAUGAUGCCAGAAAUUAUCUUUGUUUUUGUUUUCUUCCUUCUUUUUUUGAAUAUAAAUACUGCUCUGGUUGUCUGCCAUAUUGGCGGAAGAGUAUGAAUGUAUUAGCCAACCAAGGCCAUAAUGAGGACGUUUUUUUUAUUUUAAAAAACAAAAAACAAACCUCAGACACAUUGAGAAUUGUGGAAUGUAAUGUUAUUUGGCAAACCAAGGUGACUCUUGGGGAAAUUAGAUUUCAUGGUAAAACACCCCCGUUAACCCCCCUCCCCCCAACCACCACCCAAACCCCACCCUAAAUCCUACUGCACCCAUUAAAUUGACCAAGCUGGCGUAUCAUCAAGCUGCUUGCCAACCCCCCACCCCUUUCCACCUGUCCCCCCCCGGGCCUUGCAUGAGUGCGUGUGUGUGUGUGUGCACUCUUUAACCUGUCAGAGCCACAGGCAGGAAUGCGGAUAAUUGCCCACUUGCCUGGGCACCUCAGGCUCUCGAGACUGAACCACAGCAGCCAUGUUCAUUUUUUUGGCUUAACCUUGCCUCUCACUACUUGGUGAAUGAUCCGUAGAUAAAGAAACUUUUUCUCACAUAAGCAGGCCGACAUUGUCACCCCGCCCGUCCUCCCCCCCUACACACACACACACAUACAAAAACCUCUGAGUGGCUGCUGACAAAACCAAAAGGGAGCUAGGGCUCAUUGCCAUCCCUGAUGUCUGUUACCGUUGGUUUGCCCACAAGUUCAAAGUAUGGCCUGUCUGAGGAAUGUGCAGCCCUCCAGUGUCAACACUGUCUACACUGGCAAAGCCCUCAAUGCUGUGGAAUUUGGAGGGAUUGGAGUAGGAGACAAAAAGUAGUCGAAUAAUGCACCGUUUGAUGUGCCUAUCUAUCUAGAGUUAUACCCAUUUCCAAAAUAUAUAGUCAAGGCAUGCCUCAGAAGUCCGAGCAAGCUUUGUCCUUAUCUACGUUAGAAAGGUAUGUGGAGGUAUGUCUAUAUUCACACACAUUAUACACAUACAUAUACAUAUUUACAACUAUCGCUAUACUACUAAUGAUUAUUGAUAACUUAGCCGUUAAGCUUAAUUAAAUAUAACCUGACCUUGUAUUGAUUACAUAGAAACUCUUGUUAUUGAGCUAUGCUAUAUGACAUGUAUUGCUGAUUAGAUGACUAGUGAACUUUUUUUUUGUUUUUAUUGCUUCUGUGAGGGUCAUUCCGACAGCCUUGAGCAAGUUUUUGAUGGGCUCUGCAAUAGUAAGAAUAUCGAUGUUGAUGGAAAAAAAAACAAAAAAACAAGGUGUCUUUGCAUGAGCAAUUGGUGGUUAACAUCAAAGGAAAGCAUGGCAGUGUCUUCUGCCAGGUCUGUUGGCAUACAGGAUAACUUUAAUGUGUGGAGGCCAUGCAGCAGCCCUUUCCAACGGCUGCGUCAGCUGCCGUCUGUUGACCACAUGCUUUAUGACAGACCUAUAGAGUUCGGCUGCUUUUGGAAUGGCCCAGGUGUAUGCUUCACUGAGGGAUUGUAUUACUACUAUUAUUAUGAUGAUGAUGACUAUGAUAAUGAUUGCUCUAUUAUGACUAUUUCUAUCCUCUUAUAUGCCAUUGAUAUACGUAUACGUUAAUUGCGAUGUAUAACUCUCUCUUUAUAUAUAUUAUAAAUAUUAUGUAUCCAUGUAUGAAUAUUAUACUUAACAGUAAAUAGAUGUCCAUGUAUGCUAAGUGGGCUGUCCAGUGACGUGCUGAUAGAAGGGUGAGGGGGCACUUGGGGAUAGUUGUUGGCAGAUUGAGUGGCAGUGUUGGUUGCAAUAUGUUGGUUUUCUGUGUGACUUGCCCAGCGCUGUUGCACAAUGAAGUGCCAUAAACCCAAGGUAGAUUGGGCCAUUGGCAUUUCUUAUGAUCAUGGUAAGUUGCAUAAGUGCGGCCAGCAUGGUAGUAUACAUGUUAUAAACUCACCGGCAAGAAGAAGGAAUAGAGACUUCUGACAAUAAAAGCUAAGGGUGAUGGUUUUGAUUCUGUAGUCAGUAAAAAAAUAGUGUUUAUUCUCUAGUUGGAAAGUUAGUAGAGUUCUUCACCCCCCUGCCCCCAAAUACCCUGUGAUGUUGUAACAAUGCAACCAUUUUGUACCUGAGUUGCAUAAGAUGCCCUGUGACUGCACACAAAGCAUACAUUGAUAUUUAUGUUUGUCUGCAUAGCGCCUUAAACAAUAUAUACAUAUACAAUUAUAAAAUGCCCCUAACAUAUAUAAUCGUACUCUUCCAAUAUAUGAUAAAAAUUAUAUAUAUAUAUAUAUACACUUAGAAACUCAUAUAAGGAAAAUAGGUAACAGGUGAUGGAUGUGUUUGUAGUGAUUUUCUUUUUCUCCGGUCGUUUGCAGAGUGUGGCUGUCUAUGUGUGCAGCCUCUCUUAGUUCCCCCUAUAAAACUCUGUCCUGAUAAAGACCAUCAUGAACUAAAAAAAAAGAGUGAGGGAGGCGAGACAGCAGAGUAGUGUGUCGGCCAUGGUCUAUUUCCGUUUAUGAUCCAAGUUGGAUGAAAGGCCUGGUGCCCCCACGUUUUACAAAGUCAUAUCAGAGAACUGGGAUGUCUUGCCGUCGGCUGAGAGAGCGAGAGAUGGAGAGCACUUGGAGAAAUUAUGUAGAAUCACUCCCCAUGACCCUGUCCGUCCCUUCCCAGUUAAUUUUCAUGACUCGUUUGCUUCUUCUGAACAUGGAACAAAUCUUUUGGGUUCAUUUCGGGAGUUAAGAUCACACGUGGUUAGACGACCUAUGUGUUCAGCUCUUCCAGCUAAAAAGGGAGAUUUGUUUUCUUUUCUUUUCUUUAUAAACCAGCCAACUCAACAUACACACAUUGGCAAGAUUACUCACUUACCACCUAUCAUGCAAUUUCUUUAACAGGGUGUUCCAUGUCUAAUUUCAAGUCCCCUAAUGUAGGUUACGUUUCAACUAUGUUCAAACGGAUAACAGCUGAGAAGCUCACCUAGUUUUUAUUACGAUUCUAUUCAGUGUCAUAUUUGGCUGUAAAGAAUCAGUGUUUUCAAAAAAGGUGAAAAACAAUGCCUCUCUUUUUUUGUACUGUAUUUUUACAUUUGUUUUUGUUUGUUUGUUUUGCCUUGUUUCGUUUUUUCAUUUCUCCUUUUUUCCCUGGUUGGAAGAUAAGUAUGAUCACAAUGGACCAAAUCUCAUGGAAGUGUUUAACAAUAAAGAAUGUUUUAGAAAAGAAA